GGCUUAACCGUUGUUUUGAAAAAGUGCACACCAAGUAACAGCCAAUAUGCGGGAGAUUGUACAUAUGCAAGCUGGCCAAUGCGGUAACCAGAUUGGUGCUAAGUUCUGGGAAGUCAUUUCCGAUGAACAUGGAAUUGAUCCAACUGGCACAUACCACGGAGAUUCGGAUCUUCAGCUAGAAAGAAUAAAUGUGUAUUAUAAUGAAGCAACAGGAGGGAAAUAUGUUCCGAGAGCAAUUCUGGUUGAUUUGGAACCGGGAACCAUGGACUCUGUCAGAUCGGGACCAUUUGGGCAAAUAUUCAGACCAGACAAUUUUGUGUUCGGACAGAGUGGAGCUGGAAACAACUGGGCGAAAGGACAUUACACAGAGGGUGCAGAAUUAGUGGACUCAGUUCUAGAUGUGGUCAGGAAAGAGGCGGAGAGUUGUGACUGCCUGCAGGGAUUCCAACUUACACACUCGCUGGGUGGCGGCACCGGCUCCGGUAUGGGAACCCUCCUUAUCUCCAAGAUCCGUGAAGAGUAUCCCGACAGAAUCAUGAACACAUUUUCCGUCGUUCCAUCACCAAAGGUGUCAGACACUGUUGUUGAGCCAUACAAUGCCACACUGUCCGUCCACCAGCUUGUCGAGAACACUGACGAGACCUACUGCAUUGACAACGAGGCUCUCUACGACAUCUGCUUCAGGACCCUGAAACUGACCACCCCAACAUACGGUGACUUGAACCAUCUCGUCUCGGCUACCAUGUCCGGUGUCACCACCUGCCUCCGAUUCCCCGGGCAGCUCAACGCCGAUCUCCGCAAAUUGGCUGUUAACAUGGUACCCUUCCCGCGACUCCACUUCUUCAUGCCUGGGUUCGCUCCUCUCACCUCCCGCGGUAGCCAGCAGUACAGGGCGCUCACCGUCCCCGAGCUCACCCAGCAGAUGUUCGACGCCAAGAACAUGAUGGCUGCGUGCGACCCGCGUCACGGCAGGUACCUCACUGUUGCCGCCAUGUUCCGUGGACGCAUGUCCAUGAAGGAGGUCGACGAACAGAUGUUGAACGUCCAAAACAAGAACAGCAGCUACUUUGUUGAAUGGAUCCCAAACAACGUGAAGACCGCUGUCUGCGACAUUCCUCCCCGCGGCCUGAAGAUGUCUGCCACCUUUAUCGGUAACAGCACCGCAAUCCAGGAGCUAUUCAAGCGCAUCUCCGAGCAGUUCACCGCCAUGUUCCGGCGCAAGGCCUUCCUGCAUUGGUACACGGGCGAGGGCAUGGACGAGAUGGAGUUCACCGAGGCGGAGUCGAACAUGAACGACCUUGUUUCGGAGUACCAGCAGUACCAGGACGCCACCGCCGAGGAGGAGGGAGAGUUUGACGAGGAAGAAGAGGACGGAGAGGCUGCCUAGACACACGCGACACACACUAUAAACAUUCCAACUUUUUGAACUUAUUGGCUGACGUAACAUCCUGAAUUAAAUUAAAAAACAUGAAAAUAAAGAAUUGUAUGCAUGGA
Messenger RNA from Mya arenaria, 1494 nucleotides. Its product is annotated as tubulin beta chain-like. Bases 47 to 1387 code for a protein of 446 amino acids. The record is from RefSeq and is a predicted model, not a curated record. The transcript has 6 exons. Gene Ontology annotation, cellular component: microtubule; cytoplasm. NCBI's taxonomy places the organism in Eukaryota, Metazoa, Mollusca, Bivalvia, Myida, Myidae. Gene Ontology annotation, molecular function: GTP binding; GTPase activity; structural constituent of cytoskeleton. Gene Ontology annotation, biological process: mitotic cell cycle; microtubule cytoskeleton organization.